CACCUGCAGUUAAAUGUCAAUGAAGAAGACCGCUGCUCUCAGGAAACAUGGCGCGGGUUGUGUGUAGGUUCGAGUCCCUGCGCUGCUGCGGGAACCUGAGGUAACAGUGGUGUCAUCCCAGGGCUCUACCGUGACAGUGACGGAGAGACGGUUAGAAAGGGAGGCGUCGGUCUCGUAGGGGGAAUCCGACAAUGGACGAAAUCCUGGCUCGGGGGGUGGCAGCGCGUCCGAGAAGAAUGUCUGCUGUUACUGCCGCGGAGGUUGGAGCUAACGUUAGCCUGCAAGAUGGCGAGGUAACCGAGGUGGUCGAUGGGCAGCCUCCGAGAGAAACUCACAUUGGUCCGGAGAGAAUCGGCGCUGCCGGAGGGAGGAUGGAGAGGAGCAACUCGGCACCCCAAGUGGUCCACCAGAGGCAUAUGCCGAAGGAGCCGAACAAGUUCCAUAUACCGAGGAAAACCAGGGAGAACAGAGCUCUCUUCCAGUAUGUUUCUACUGAGUCCAGGGAGUUUGAGGACAUGAUGACCAUCUUGACCUCCACUUACAUUGACACUGGCUCUGCCGGCUGCUUCACCUACAGCAAACCUCGCCUCGUCCACAGUGAGCCACUGGAGAAAGAGUUUGUGGAGAAGAGGAAGGAGAUGAAAGCGGACGGGAGGACGGAUAAGGAGCUGGAGGAGAGCUACGGUUUCCUGUUGGCCGAUACCAGCAAGCUGCCUAUGCUCUGUGAGAAGGGGCUGUGUGUGGGUCAGAGUUGGAUCACAGUGCUGGGAAACCCCUGUAAAGGAGUCUAUCUGUCCAGAUACUCAGACCUGCUACAGGUUAAUCCCUUAACCCCAGGAGCCACAGGGGAGAUCAUCAUCUUCAAAGUGAUGAAGGGAAAAGUGAAGAGCAUCUACGAAAACAUGAAGAACAUUCUAGAUCCGACGCCUCGCUUUGACAGCCACAUCUCCAAGAACGCCAGCAAAGUCACCUCGCUCAACUCCUACCGCGCCUUUGAACUCACACAGCAAUACUUCUAUGAGUAUACAUUUGAUGAAUUGCGGCAGCGGCCUCGCCAGGUUUGUCCGUGCGCCGUCAUCUCCUUCCACUUUAAAGGAAAGGACUCUCCACUUCCCAGCAAACCUCUGGCCCCCAUCAGGUUGAACAGUCAGUCUGCAGAGGGGAGUAAAGAGCGAGCUCAGUUCACAGUGUGGACUGGAGAUUUGGUUAAAGGCGACCAGGUUCUCUUCCAGAUCUCCCUUCGCUCCUACUCUCCUCCCUUACUGCCCCACAGACUACCAGAGAAGUUGAAAGUUGAUUGUUUGAUGAGACUUGACCAGGUGACCAAGCUCGUCCCCGCCGGCCUGUUCUCCUUCAACCUCUACAACAGCAGCCAAGAGGUUGUGAAGAGCGGGCAUUACUGCAGUCUUCUGGAGGUGGUUGACAAAAGUCGGUCAACGACCAGCAUCACCAAACUGCUGCAGGAGCUGGAGAUAAAGAGAGUGGUUCUGGUGACUCCACUAACAGAGAGAGGAUUUCUCUUUCUACUCUCCAGUGUUCAGAUGGCCACACCUGCUGAGAGAGGAGAGAACUGGAAGAGGUGUCUUCAGGCCUUGUUUGUCUUCCCAGAGCACAGAGAUGUGGCCAAAUCCACAUCAAGGUGUGCCUCCUCUCCCCGUGAUGCCUCACAGCCGUUCACCUCCGGUGCCACAGUGAUGCCACGUCUGAACCAAUUUAUCCCAGCAUUGCAUCAUGCCCUUGUUAAGGCCCGUGCCAACCCCCCCCCUGAGCUGUCUGCUGGCGUGGAGCGCCAGGCAAGGGAAUACCUCAUCGGCCUGACUGAUGGCAAGGAAGUAGCAGUCAUUGAGACAGAGAGGCAGAGAGAGGGAGAGGCAGACAGACAGGUUCGACAGUACCCCAUGGGUGAGUACGACUCCAAGCUAGACGAACGAGGAAAGUUGUUUCCUGCUCCAAAACACCACCGGGUGAACAUGGACGGCUACCUACGCUCCUACUUGUACAACCCCGCCCUCUACCUGCUGUCGGUGGCCCGGGCCAGGCAGAUGGUGGAGGUGCACUGUGGUCCUGAGGAGUCACAGGAGGCGAAGGUCAGGAAGAGCUUUGGAGGCCAGAAAGAGUCGACGGGGAAGGAGGUGACAGGCAAUACUAGAGACGGACAGAGCAACACUCAGAAGAUGCAGCAGCUGAUAGACCUGGUUUUGACCUGUAAGAGGAACGCAGAAAAUGAGGUAAAGAGGGAGGAAGGAGGAGAUGCUGGGCUGACGGCGCCAGGGAGGAAGAGGAGGCGGGAACAGGAGACGGCAGAGAGGGCGCUUAAAUUCCUGAAGGCAUCGCAGGAACAUGGAAGCCACGACAAGAUUCCAGGCCUCAACCAGGCUGCCAGUGGAAUGGCCAGUCAGAGCCUUUGUGAAGCGCCGGAGGAGGAGCAGAGGGAAUCCUGUCCAUUUGAUAAGCUGGCCACCAGGCUGGGCCUGCCCACCAACUGUGACAUCGACCUGAGAAAGCAGGAAGAACUGGAGGAGCAGAUGGCGGGCCUGUGUUCUGAGAGGUACACUCAGAGAGACAGAAACAUCCCUCAGGACCCUCGCUUCCAGCACCUCACCACAGCAUCAAGCAUCACCACGCCAACCAAAUCCCCCAGGAAGAGCCCCACCCUGUCUCCUGAGCCCAGCCCUCCUACAUCCCCCUUCCAGUGCCUGUCCCCUGAGCCUAGCCCCCCUCUCUCCCCCUCCCAAUGCCCAUCACCUGACCCCAGCCCUCCCCUUUCACCCUCCCAAUGCCCGUCUCCAGAGCCCAGUCCACCUCUUUCCCCGUCUCAGUGCCCUUCCCCGGUGCCCAGUCCUCCCCCAUCUCCCUCUCAGUGCCCAUCUCCACAGCCCAGUCCUCCCUCUACUCCUCUCUACUGCCCGUCUCCUCAGCCCAGCCCUCCUCCCUCCCCGUCUCGGUGCCAGUCCCUGGAGCCUAAUGAGCGCAAUCCACUUAACAAGAGCAACAGUGGUGCUAACGAGGAGCGUUUAGCCUCCACAGCCUCCAGAGAGUUUGCAGGAAUGUCCAAAGACAGACAAGAGAAACCUCAGGGGAAAGAAAAGAAGAAUGAAGAGCCAUCCAUUUUUGCAUCCAUCCAGCCAUCUAUCCCUCCAGCUCCAGAGAGGAGGACAAACUCCUCACCACCACCCUCUGAACAAGGGAAGGAGGAUGCAGUACUUCUGGAAAAGGAAACUGUUCAGAAAAUGCAAAAACAAAGGGAAGAAGAAGCCACAGAGCGUAAGCAAGAUGAAGAGGAGGUGGUGGACAUGAUAUGUGAGGAUUACAUUAGCUCUCUACAGGACAGCAUUAACAGCAUGUUAACAGAGUUUUCCAACAGCUGGCCAAGCCACAGUGCUGACACCAGGCGGACUGAUGAUGCUGAUGCCACGUUAGCUAACAAACCCUCCCAGGGUUCAGCAGUGUCUCUAAGCCCUCGGCAGAGCCUUCACACUCCUCUGAGCCGGUCUCCAGCUCGGCCAUUGGCGUCGAUCCCCGCUCCUCCAGCCACGGCUCUGAGCUCCCUGAUCAGCCAGCUGCAGCCAGAGGUGUUCAACAGUCUGGUGGAGAUCAUCAAGGACGUCAGGAAGAACUCCCUGCAGUUCUACCUCCACAGCACCGAGCCAGGGGACCAGGUCUAUGAAGAUGUCAAGGAACACUUGUUGAAGCAGGGUAACGUGGAGCAGAGUCCUGUGGACUUUCUGAACCAAGAAAGCUCUGACAACAGACUGCUGGUCGUCAUUAAGAACAAAGACAUAGCUGGACACAUACACAAGAUCCCAAACCUGGUGUCUGUGAAGCGACACCCCUCUGUUGUGUUUGUGGGAAUCGAUACACUGGAUGACAUCAGGAACAACAGCUACAAUGAGCUCUUUGUGUCUGGAGGCUGCAUCGUAUCAGACGAGUUAGUCCUCAAUCCAGACUUCAUCACUCAUGGUCGACUGGCUGCACUGCUAAUGUUCCUGGAACAGCACAGUUCUCUGGAGAGUGUUUGGAGGUGGAAGAUUCACUGCAAAACACACAAGAAAUUAAAAGAACAAGCCAGGUUCAGAAGAGAUGCAGCCAGCAUACUGGACUUACUCUCAGUUUAUCAGAAGCGGCAGAUCGUUGAAUUCCUCCCAUAUCAUCACUGCGACAUGAUGAACCAUCAGUCGCCUAACCUGGACUGUCUUAUCGAGCUCCAGGCCCGAUACACACAGUACCGACACACAGUCUUCCUGACUGAGCAUCGUUUGGAGAAGUUCGCUGCCUAUUCCAGUUGUGGCAUCAUUGUGGCCGGUAUUGAUGAAAUUCUGCACAGCUUCACCAGACUGGUCGGUUACCAUGACAUCAAAGACAAGCAGCCAAUCAUGGACGACCUGCUGGCAGCCAAAGGUCUCGAUAGGCAGCUGAGUCACGGUGACUCUGUGUCGGGCUCUGAACGCUCUCCCUCUAUCUUCCCAGAACACACCCAUCCCCUCUCCUCUGGUGACCAACCCCAACACCUCCUCCAGCAGCCCAGCUCCGGCCUCCUCCCGCUCCCUCAUCUCUCCGACCAGCUCGUCCCAGAUGCCUCCUGCAAGGACGGUGUGCCGCAACCCUCAGACACAGACUUUGAGGUUCUUCGACUGGCCAUCUCACACCUGAGGGCCGAGCGUCAGGCUCAGCUCCAGCAGCAGCGGUUUGACUCCCAGUCAGAGUUUAGCAUCAACCCCCUCAAAAGUUUCCUUCCUAAUCCCAGUCACAACACUCCUCCUGCAGGCCAGGGAGGACCCACUGAGUCGGCCCGUCUUACUCUUGGCAGGAAAGCAGUGGCAACUACUCUGGACUUAAUUCACUCAGCUCUGCAGCCAGAGCUGGGGGAGGAGGGAAGGAAGGAGGACAGAGUGGAGGCUCCCACAGAGGGACAGAGGAGGGGAAGAAGUCUGGGAGGAGGAGAGCCUGGAGAUGGUUGUCCAGCAGUGGGACUGGUAGGAGGAAAUCAGGGUCCCAGCAAUAAUGACACAUCUAUUCCGCUGUCCAGUCAAAGCACAACAAGACCAAAUGACCAGACAGACUCAACUGAUGUCAGGAGAGAAAAAGUAGAACAACAAAAAGACUCUGUAUUUCUUAAAGCAGCUCAACAGGGUGCAGCUUCCUUCAGUACCUCAUCCUGUCCUGUAGAGGGCGACAGAUCAAGAGAUGCACAGCCGGGCCAGGAACAGCCAAUAAGAAGAGAGGGAGCACUACUUGGAAACCGCACAGCUGGUGGCACCAAGGUAACCGAAAGUGUCACCAUGGUAACAGGCCAGGAGAACAACCCAAAUCCUGCUCCACUCCGACUCCCCCAACAACAUCUGCAGCAGCAGCAGCAUCAGCAGCAGCAGCGCAUCAGCAGCGGGGCGCUGGCCUCCUUCAUCGCCCCCACCUGUCCCAACUCCCUGGCCAGGCUCUCUCCAUGGGUCCCAUGCUGAGGCCCCAGCCGUCCCUGGGUGGGUUAAGGGGCCUCCUGGGACCCAUGCCUGUCUGGCCAGGGGGGCUGGUAUGGGGCUUCCCACAGGCCGGCAAUGGUCCUGCACUUCUGGGGACGUACCACAACCCUGCAGGUCAGGGCAGCAGCAGGUACAGAGGGGGGCAAAGAGGAGGCUUUAAUGGGAUGUAGAGAUCCAGUUAAGCUACAGCAGCUGAUCAGCCCAGGUAACCUGCUCCAUUGACCUCCACACACCUGCUGCAGCUCAUGUCGCAGGUUUAAGGAGGGGAGGAAAACCCAGAACUAAAACUGUUAUCACAGAGGGAGAGAGCUGAACCUCAUUCUAGACAAAUGAAGAAGUUGAAACACAUCCCAAAUACUAACAGGUGCUGGACUGAAGAAAAUAGGAAGCAGGGGUGACAACACUGUGCAUGCAGCUCCCAAUGUUCAUUAUUGAUCAUCACAAAAUUGAGGUGAUGUCAAGCCCUGAUCCAGGAUCUGUCAUAGUUCAUAUCACAGUCCUGGAUCACUAACUCUGUCAGUCACUCAGAGGUUUAUGCAGUUAGUUACAGGGAGAUGCUCACAAAAAUACAAACCACGAGGAACUGAUUACUUCCUCUCUUUUGCUUUUAUUUGAUUAGAGUAGCGAUACGGUCAGGAAAUACAAGCAGAGAGAUGAAGCAAUAUGAAAUCCCACAAACCAGGGACACUGCUCUUAUAUGCAUCUUAAUCACUUGGCCCACUUGGUUUUGAACAUGGAAAAGAUUUGAUGUCAGGCAAGUGCAAAGUAACAAAAAAAGUGACUUCAUUCUGUCUUCCUUUCAAGUCCGUACAAGUGAUGUGAUAUCAAAAAUGGUGCAGGAUUUUCUCCUCGCUCACUGGGUGGAGUGUUGCUUAGCAACAGCAGCCACUGGUGGUGUUAAUGUUAAAUAUGCCCAACACUGAUUCUCCUUUAACAGUAACUACAGUACUGUUCAAAAUUCAGUCUGUACCAGGCUGUGUUUUGUACCCUUGAAGGAUAGUUUGUAAAAUGCACUUUGAUCAGUUGACCUGUUGUCUCAUCAAAAACAAGCUACUGUUGAAAUUUUUUUUUAUUAAUGCAAAAUCUAGUAAAGUAGAGCGUCGUGUUGAGCAGCUAAUCACAACACUAGUGACUUAAAUUAGUCAUUGAUUAUCACAAAAUAGUUGCCAAUUACUCAUUAAUUUACUUUUACUUUUCAUCGAAGAUUAUCAGCCAUCCAGUGACGUUUGUCUUGUAACCAAUUUUAUGAACCUUUCUGUGACUGAAAUGUCCAGGACCCAGGAGAAUGCUGAUCCAGGUCUUGGGUCAGGGCUCGGCAAUGUUCCCAGCCACAUAACUCUUCAUCAGACAACCAGAAACUCUGUAGAUAGCACUUUUGAAAGCCCCCAAAAUGUAUCCAGUAUCACCUUGAUUUAAUGCUAAUGAGCAGUAUGCAGAGUGUGGACUCAGAAGUCGAUGAACCUGAAUAAGAACCGGCUGCUCUGCUGUUAACUACCUACUGAACUGUUGAUCUCUUGGUACUUAACAAUACAAAACAUACUGAAGGAAAAGACUAGAACUCACUGUUCAGACGUGUGUGAGGAAACACUCUGCCACGUUUUCAGAAGUUUCAUUUAAUCUGACAACACCUCAAACGGAGAGAAACUGAAGAACUUAAAAAAAAAAAAACUGUAAAUGAAUAAGAUGGAGAGACUGCCUUACACGUCUUCCAGUGGACACUCUUUAUGUCUUGUUUUUUGUACUGAAUGUUUGUUUACCCUGGGAGCCGUUUGUGGUUAGUUGUUGUUUAAUGUAGGAAAUGACUCAACAGACUGUAACAGACUGGUUUUAACUUAAAAAAUCUUUUUUAUGUUUCUUUUUUACCUCAGAAGGUUUUUGUAUUAAACUUGCCUGCGUAAACCAGA
Lates calcarifer (barramundi perch) is the source of this 7378-nucleotide messenger RNA. RefSeq names its product transcription activation suppressor a (gene tasora). Gene Ontology annotation, molecular function: chromatin binding. Gene Ontology annotation, biological process: protein localization to heterochromatin; negative regulation of gene expression, epigenetic. NCBI's taxonomy places the organism in Eukaryota, Metazoa, Chordata, Actinopteri, Centropomidae. Gene Ontology annotation, cellular component: heterochromatin; nucleoplasm. The record is from RefSeq and is a predicted model, not a curated record.